Messenger RNA from Dentiscutata heterogama, 408 nucleotides. Lineage: Eukaryota; Fungi; Glomeromycota; Glomeromycetes; Diversisporales; Gigasporaceae. The record is from the annotation of a GenBank genome assembly.
AUGGAAAACUUGGAAAUCUUGCAAGAUUGGCCUUCAAAUAAUGAUAUUAAAGGAGCAAUAAAUCAUGCUUAUGAACAAGCCACUGCACUUGCAAAGGAUGUUUUUGGGAUGAUCGAAAAGGAAGAUUGUUUUGCUAAUAGGUGUUCACAGUUAACCUUUAUACUUGAUUCUACUAGAAGGUCUCACAAUUGCAAUAUUGAAGAUGAUACUGGUAUUGGAAUUACAAACGGAAAGCUUGAGAUUUCUGUACUGGUUAACCAACGUUGUAGCUAUGAAGCCUAUACAAAUCAAAGAAUGGAAAGAAAAGUUGCUGCAUUGUCUGCAUCUGGCCCUAAUUAUAGGUUUAAUAACAGUCUUGUAUCAUUUUUUUCAUCAAAUAAGUGUGCUCGCCCUGGUAUCUCACAUUAA